GUCUCUGGCCAAUGUUCCAGGACACUGCCGACAUUAUUAAUAAAGGCUCCCCAGACGGCUCAUUGUCACCGCCGGGACUGCGACGGGACAGAGGGGGCCAGCGUAUAAGAGCAGUUGGAAGAGAUGGGCUGGACACUGGCAUGGGUGCAGACCAUCUGGGCAGAGCUUAGAUCUGGUGUGUGGAAAACACACAGGAGAGUUCUUUUGUUUGUGUGUGUGUGUGUAUGUAUGUGUGUGUGUCCAUCUGUCUGUCUGUGUGUUUGUGCGGGUGUCCAGGCGUUUGUGUGUCCAGCAGAAUCGCGAACUCGUUGCGCUCUCAGUCACCCUGGAGGCGUCAUUCAUUCAUCACGAGGGCACUGAAGAGCACUCUCUCUCCCCCCCAGCCAUCAUUUCCUUCUCCCUCUUCUCGAAGAGCUUUACCAGACAAUAGCGCCACAAACUCAGGUAUCUUGUACAGAGUUCCUGCGGUAUUCUGGGCUCAGCAAGUGCCGCACCGGGAUGUGAUGCAGCCGGUCAGGAUGGACUCCACUGUGCCCCUAUACAAGUUACUGAGCAGAGAUGGAGACAUUUGGACUUUCCUCAGAUGAGGACGUAAAGUCGUCGGACACCGUGAGUCAUCACAGCACAAGGCUGCUGCCAGCCUCACAGAACUCACCUCCUUGAUCUUUGACCUGUGGUCUUUCAACCAUUUUGGAAGGAAAAAUGGAGAACAGCACAGAGGAAAUAGGUCUCAAGUGCAACAUGUCAGGAAGCCAUGACUUCAUCUUCACCCUGAUCCCAGUUGUCUAUGGCUGCAAUUUCGUUAUUGGCAUUGUAGGCAACAGCAUGGUGGUGGCUGUUAUUUACUGUUACAUGAAGCUGAAGACGGCAGCCAACAUCUUCGUCCUCAACCUGGCUGUGUCUGACCUCACCUUCCUCAUCACACUGCCCAUGUGGGCCACUGUCACUGCCACUGGCUACCACUGGCCUUUCGGUAGCUUUCUGUGCAAGGCCACAGCUAGCCUGGUCAUCUUCAACCUGUACACCAGCGUCUUCUUCCUCACCUCACUCAGCAUCGACCGCUACCUGGCCCUGGUGCACCCGAUGCGCUCUCGCCAGUGCCGUACAGUGGCCAACGCCCGCAUCGCCUGCGUGGUCAUCUGGGGCUUCUCCUUCUUGCUCAGCGUCCCCACAGCUGUGACCAGGGAUGUCUUUCAGCUCAAGGACCUCAACAUCACCGUAUGUGCUAUCCUGGAUAGAAAAGACCUCAACUACAACCUGGUGGCUCUCAGCUUGAUGAAGAGUGUGCUGGGCUUUCUCAUCCCCUUCGCUAUUAUUAUCACCUGCUACUGUUUGAUCGGAAGGGCACUGCUGCAGGCCCACCGGGUCCAGAAGAGCCGCUCACAUAGCGAUGAGGUCCUCAGGAUGCUAGCAGCUGUGGUCCUGGCCUUCUUCCUCUGCUGGGUUCCGCACCAGAUCUUCCACUUUAUGGACGUGCUGGCACUCCUGAGGGUGAUUGAGAAUUGUCACACGCUGGAUAUCAUCCACACAGCUAUGCCCUUCACCAUCUGCAUUGCCUACUUCAACAGCUGCAUGAACCCCAUCCUCUAUGGCUUUGUGGGCAAAAACUUCAGGAAGAACCUGCUGAAGCUUCUGAGGGGCAGCCCGCCCACGGUUGCCACCCAUGCCAGCCUCACCGCCAAGAUGAGCAUGUUCUCCUACCGGGCUUCUGAGUCACUGCAUCUCACAGCCAACAGGACCACCAGCCUGCCUGAUGUCAAAUGAAAUGGGCAUCACAAAUGACAUCACAUAAAACCACAUCUGAUAGGGUGAUUGCUCACGUGCUUUCAGAAAAGCCAACACUGCGGCUGGGUGUUAAGCUAAAUAUGGAUACGCGGCAACAGCGUGGCUUUUCGUGACCGCCCGUAAGAGGAAAACACACUCGGUCAUAACAGGGGCUCCUCGUUCGCCUUGCGCCCAAAGCCCUUCUCUCCUUGAUUCCUUCACUUCUGUCUCUGAGAUGAAUCCAACUGUAAAUCAAAACUCUCAAUAAGGAUAACAUUCAAAAUGCUUAUGGUUAUUCAAUGUAUGCAUGAGUGUUUUGUGAUGCAUGACAUGUGUCGAGGUUACGAAUGACCCCUAGAGCAGAACAUCUGUGACCUAUGAGUGAGUUGCACUUCACUGUCCUGAUGUGGAGCUACUCUGCAACGUCAUAUUCGUGAUGGAGAUCAUUGUUGUGUUUGCAUUCAGCACCUCUCUGAAUGGGACAGCACACAGGAGGCGCAAACUGUGCUUUAACGCAUAUAUUAUAAUGGGAGAGCGGCCGCUGCAGUGAGGGGCGCACGAAACAGCGGAAAACGAGACAUUUUAAAGAAAUAUUUCCCCCUUGUGGACAUAUCGUGUCACUGUACAGCUGAAUUGGACCGUUUACCCUUUACCCGUGUAUUCCCGUUAUUUAUUAGUGUACUCAAUAAAAUGUGUUUCGUUCGUGUGCUUCAUGGACGUCAUUUUUGUACUUGUACAGGCCGAUGAGGUAUAUGAAUGAAUGAAUGCAUGAAGGAAUGAAUGAAUGAAUAAAUGAAUGAAUAAAUAAAUAAAUAUUCUCACAGAAGAAUCACGGCUCUGUGCCUUUUUCCCCGACAAACAUGCGAACGGCAAUACAUAUAAAUGAAAUAUAGAAACAUAAAUAUAAACUAAUAUUCAAGUCACACUUCCGAUUAU
Messenger RNA from Scleropages formosus (Asian bonytongue), 2700 nucleotides. It is a transcript of the gene agtr1a, whose product is annotated as angiotensin II receptor type 1. The transcript is spliced from 3 exons. Gene Ontology annotation, cellular component: membrane; external side of plasma membrane. Gene Ontology annotation, biological process: immune response; regulation of vasoconstriction; calcium-mediated signaling. Bases 703 to 1764 code for a protein of 353 amino acids. Lineage: Eukaryota; Metazoa; Chordata; Actinopteri; Osteoglossiformes; Osteoglossidae. Gene Ontology annotation, molecular function: C-C chemokine receptor activity; C-C chemokine binding; angiotensin type II receptor activity. The record is from RefSeq and is a predicted model, not a curated record.